Messenger RNA from Closterium sp. Naga37s-1, 3906 nucleotides. The record is from the annotation of a GenBank genome assembly. NCBI's taxonomy places the organism in Eukaryota, Viridiplantae, Streptophyta, Zygnematophyceae, Desmidiales, Closteriaceae.
AUGCUCCAGGAGCAGACGCAACCACUUCCGCACUCCCCUCCUUUCUCUCCUCCUCUCGUCUUCCCACUGCAAUCGCCACCCUUCCCUCCUCCCGUCCCCCCUCCAACCGUCCCCCUUCCAGCCGUCCCUUCGCCUCCCAUCCCCCCUCCACCGCCCCGCCGUCCCACGUCGCUCCUCCCACCUCCUUCUCAAGGCGAAGCAGGGGGUUUAGGAAGCACGGCAGGAGCGGACGAGGUGCUUAUAGGGAGAGUGGCCGCGAUAGAGGAACAGCUGAUGCUGCAGCUUGCAGGGGCUAGUGAAGAGGAGGGGAAGAGGGAACCUGGAGGAGAGGAAUUCGGAAAGGGCAAGGUUCAGGAGAGAGAGACUAGUCCCCACUUACCUGCCACUCCAACCCCCUCACACCCACCACCCCCUUCUCCUCCUCCCUCACACCCUCCACCCCCCUCGCCUCCUCCCCUGGACCCCCUCUUUACAGUCACAUCCCUUAACCGAACCAUUCGCAGGGUAGAUCUCAACAAGACCUUUCUAGAGUAUCACCACCAUUUCCGGGAAGGAGAGCUCAAGCUACAGUGCCCCGGCGAGCCUUGCCCGAACCUAGGAUCCUGCGGUCCGGAGUUCCCGAACCUGCGCGCCUGCUACUGGCCGAACCUGGUCGACGCGGAGUACCUGUUCCCGGACCAGCCUAUAAACUGCCCGAAAGUGAUGGAUAUGAGUGUGGAAGGAGGAAGGGAGGUGUCGGAUACGAGGUGUACCCAUAAGGGGGAUGACUUGCGGCUGGACAUGUUUCUGCCGCAGUAUUACGAGCUGCGGGACGUGUAUCUAGAUGGGGAUGGCUUGGUGUUUAACGAUUCGGUGUUCUUUGAUCGGCACAGCUGCGCUGACAAGGGGAAUGUGAGUGAAUGGGGGGAGAGGGAGAUCAGGAGGAAUUACUACGAGUUGGGAGACGUGUAUUUGGAUGGGGCUGGCCUGGUGUUUAACCAGACUGUUUUCUUUGAUCGACACAGCUGCGCUGACAAAGGAAAUUAUUAUGAGCUGCGAGACGUGUACUUGGAUGGGGAUGGCCUGGUGUUCAAUGAGUCGGUGUUCUUUGACCGGCACAGCUGUGCUGACAAGGGGAAUUUCUCCUUCGAGCCAGGCAAGGCCAGAGUCUCCUUUGAACCCGAAAAGGCAAAAGUCCGUCACUAUGACCGGCUGGUGUCGCUCAUGUACCCCCUGGGCAUCGCAUUCUAUCACGUGCUCUUAGAGCUCUUCUCCUUCGAGCCAGGGAAGGCCAGAGUGCGUCACUACGACCGUCUGGUGUCCCUCAUGUACCCGCUCGGCAUCGCAUUCUACCACUUCUCCUUUUCGCCAGGGAAGGCCAAGGUCCAUCAUUACGACCGCCUGGUGUCACUCAUGUACCCUCUGGGCAUCGCAUUCUACCACGUGCUCAUAGAGCUCUUCUCCUUCGAGCCAGGCAAGGCCAAGGUCCAUCACUACGACCGCCUGGUCUCUCUCAUGUACCCCCUGGGCAUCGCAUUCUACCACGUGCUCAUAGAGCUCGUGCCGCACCUCUUCGUGCUCUCCCCUCUGCUGCGCGACAACCCCUCCAUCCCCAUCGCCAUCGCCUCGCACCAGGUGUGCUUUGCACCAACGGCCAUCGCCUUGCACCAGGUGAAGGCAUUCAGCAGUCUCCUGGUACCCUUUCUGGGCAUCCCAGCCACCGCUCUUAACCUCGCUGUUAUCCCCAACCGACACGCCGAUGUCAACUUGCUUAUCCACGUGGAUGUCCUAUAUCAGGUAGCUGUGCUGUCUCUCACUGCUCUGCCUCUUACUGCAACCUUCACAACCCCUUCUUCCCCUUUCCCUUUCCCCUCUCCUGCCGACCCCGCUUACCGCCCCGUCCGUUUCCAUCUCCUUUUCAAAACCCACCAUCCAGGCAGUGUAAGGAGAUGGAAACGGAUGGGGCGUGUGGUCGCACCGCCAUGUGGGGGGAGCUGCGCCGCCGCUUCCUGCUGCCCCCUUACUGUCUUCUUUACAGAACCCCUGCUCCCCCGGUCCCUUCCUUCCCUUCUCCCCCACCCCCCACCCCAGCCAGUGUACCAGGCGUGUGGUCGCUCCGCCCCUGCCAUGUGGGGGGAGCUGCGCCGCCGCUUCCUGCUACCCCCCGCCGGCCUGCCCCUCUUCCGCCCAGGCCUUGUCCCCCGCCACAACCACACCCACGCCCUCCCACCUACUGCUGAUUCACCAGCCACCACCACCCCCACCAGUGCUGGCAGCAGCAGCAGCAGCAGCAGCAGCAGCAGCAGCAGCAGCAGUGAAACACUCCCUGUGAGGGCUGGCGUCAUCAGCGAGAGCAGCAAUGAGAUCAGCAGCGAGGAGGACGUGCCGCUGUGGUCUGACGCUCAGACCGCCCGGCUGCCGUACAGCUGGCGCGCCGUGAUUGCGCACCGGCGCGGCGCAAUGCGCCACCUGGCGGCGUUUGAUUCGCUGGUUUCGGAGAUGAAGCGAGUGUUCCCACCGCAGCGGGUGUUUGUUUUUGAAGGCGACCUGCCCAUCCUGCAAGGUGCGUGCGGUGUGAUGGAGUGCAAGGUGCUGAUCUGCAAUGUGGGCCUAAAUUUCUACCUGCCACCGUUGCACACUGUCUUCUUGCCACAACGGGUGGUUGUGUUGGAAGGCGACCUGCCCAUGCCGCAAGGUGCGUCGUUAGGAGUGUGCUUUGAGAUGAUGUGGGUGGGCUAUGCCGCAAGGUGCUUUGAUAUGAUGUGGGUGGGCUAUGCCGCAAGGUGCUUUGAUAUGAUGUGGGUGGGCUAUGCUGCAAGGUGCUUUGAUAUGAUGUGGGUGGGCUAUGCCGCAAGGUGCUUUGAUAUGAUGUGGGUGGGCUAUGCCGCAAGGUGCUUUGAUAUGAUGUGGGUGGGCUAUGCUGCAAGGUGCUUUGAUAUGAUGUGGGUGGGCUAUGCUGCAAGGUGCUUUGAUAUGAUGUGGGUGGGCUGUGCUGCAAGGUGCUUUGAUAUGAUGUGGGUGGGCUAUGCUGCAAGGUGCUUUGAUAUGAUGUGGGUGGGCUAUGCCACAAGGUGCUUUGAUAUGAUGUGGGUGGGCUAUGCCGCAAGGUGCUUUGAUAUGAUGUGGGUGGGCUAUGCCGCAAGGUGCUUUGAUAUGAUGUGGGUGGGCUAUGCCGCAAGGUGCUUUGAUAUGAUGUGGGUGGGCUAUGCCGCAAGGUGCUUUGAUAUGAUGUGGGUGGGCUAUGCCGCAAGGUGCUUUGAUAUGAUGUGGGUGGGCUAUGCCGCAAGGUGCUUUGAGAUGAUGUGGGUGGGCUAUGCCGCAAGGUGCUUUGAUAUGAUGUGGGUGGGCUAUGCCGCAAGGUGCUUUGAUAUGAUGUGGGUGGGCUAUGCCGCAAGGUGCUUUGAUAUGAUGUGGGUGGGCUAUGCCGCAAGGUGCUUUGAUAUGAUGUGGGUGGGCUAUGCCGCAAGGUGCUUUGAGAUGAUGUGGGUGGGCUAUGCCGCAAGGUGCUUUGAUAUGAUGUGGGUGGGCUAUGCCGCAAGGUGCUUUGAUAUGAUGUGGGUGGGCUAUGCCGCAAGGUGCUUUGAUAUGAUGUGGGUGGGCUAUGCCGCAAGGUGCUUUGAUAUGAUGUGGGUGGGCUAUGCCGCAAGGUGCUUUGAGAUGAUGUGGGUGGGCUAUGCCGCAAGGUGCUUUGAGAUGAUGUGGGUGGGCUAUGCCGCAAGGUGCUUUGAUAUGAUGUGGGUGGGCUAUGCCGCAAGGUGCUUUGAUAUGAUGUGGGUGGGCUAUGCCGCAAGGUGCUUUGAUAUGAGGUGGGUGGGCUAUGCCGCAAGGUGCUUUGAUAUGAUGUGGGUGGGCUAUGCCGCAAGGUGCUUUGAUAUGAUGUGGGUGGGCUAUGCCGCAAGCUCCUACCUGCAAGGUGAUAUCUUAUAG